CGCGUGUUAGGCCACCUGUCCAGCCCAUCUUUGAUUUCCUCUAACUUAAUUGUCCCUAUCCUCCCCUCACCUCCGAGCUAGAGCUCACAGAAUAAACAACAAUCAAGAACCCCAACCAAACCCGACAACCUCAACUUCGCAUUCCGGUACCCUAGCGCACGAAACGCAUAUCAUAAUGAGCCACCCUCUACCCACCAAAAGACCGCGAAUCAUAAGCUUUCUUGAGAGUGAGACGAUAGCCUUGGAAGGUACGGAUCUCGCGAAGGUUUAUGUGCACAGAGAGCUGUUGAGUGAGCACUGCGGGGCGGGCGGUGAUUGUUGGUGGAGUUGUUUCCACAGCGACACGAUUAAACGGCUCGUCGAAUAUCUCUACCAAGGGGACUAUACUGGCCCUCUGCCAGUUUCUGUCCCUCCGGUUACUCCUGCGAGCACGGUAUUUGGCGAAGAAGCUACGCCAUUGGCCACGGACAGCCUUGUUUAUUCCGGGUCUCUCGACUACGAAGGGGUCUUGCUCGGCCAUGCUGAGCUAUUCAUACUUGCGAAGACUCGGAAGAUUGGUACCCUUGCAAAGCUAUGCCUCGCAAGGCUCUUCGAGAGUAUGAGUCGGGCUGAAGCUGAACAGACGGACUCCACGUUCUCAGAAAACAUGGUUGAAUUACUUCGAUACUCCUACAGUCACUGCUACAUGAAUGACAGCUGUGCGUGGGGGGAACUUCAGGAGAUCGUCUCCAACGCCUGGGUGGAAAGAAUAGAGUGGAUUCUUGAGAUGCCGGGCUCCAGUUUGCUCAGCGGCGAAGGAAAACUAGUGAAGGAUCUCAUGAUCGGAACAGUCAAGCGUCUUAUAGACGCUGAUAGCCGUUGUGGUGCUCAGGAGGGAAGUGAAGAAUCGGUAGUUGAAGAACCAGUUGCAGCACCCCAGCAGGGAUAUAAUGGGCCAAAUUUGUUUGGGAAUCCAGGGGGAAAGAACUCCGGAGUUGGCCUUUUCGCCAAUCGUGGUGACAUCGGGGAGAAUCGCCCAGGGAAUGCUUCCCACAUCUUUGGGGCCUCUUCCAACACAACUACGCCUAUUGCGUGGGGAGGCUCUACCUUAUUUGCCCCCGUCAGUCGGACCGAUAGAAAGUAAUCUUUUAGAUACUGUAAAUGGUCAGCUUCCCGGCUCCAAAGUAUUCGACAGCGGAGUUUCCUUUUCUCUAUACGAAGUCUGCCUAUUGACCAGGUGGAGGGCUUAUAGGGGUUCUUCGAUCUAGAUACGCCACUGUGUAGUAUGAAUCCACAAGCUGGUCUUUGAUCGAUUGGACAAACUCAUAGCACAAUUCUCCAAGCAGCAAUCCGCGCGAGGUCAAGCUUUCCCUGUAUUGGGUAACCGAAGUAAAAGGGUUAGCAAGUACAGGUUGGGGAAUGGGGGGAAUAGUGAGGAUGGGGUAACCUAGAUGCUGGAUAAUCUCAGGUUCUAUCUCAGGUUCUCAACCCAAAAGACACGAGAUUGGGGAUUUAGCGUUUAGGAGAUUAAUCUUAAAUAUUUUGUUUUCCAUUCAGUAUGAUAUGAUACUAUUUAUGCUUUUA
Molecule: messenger RNA, 1563 nt
Organism: Tuber melanosporum (Perigord truffle)
Lineage: Eukaryota; Fungi; Ascomycota; Pezizomycetes; Pezizales; Tuberaceae
Exons: 4
Coding region: 176-1123 (315 amino acids)
Source: RefSeq, a predicted model, not a curated record